Molecule: messenger RNA, 2156 nt
Organism: Polyodon spathula (Mississippi paddlefish)
Lineage: Eukaryota; Metazoa; Chordata; Actinopteri; Acipenseriformes; Polyodontidae
Product: solute carrier family 2, facilitated glucose transporter member 10-like
Exons: 6
Coding region: 219-1916 (565 amino acids)
Biological process (GO): transmembrane transport
Cellular component (GO): membrane
Molecular function (GO): transmembrane transporter activity
Source: RefSeq, a predicted model, not a curated record
GUUAUGUUACAAAAACUUAUAACGUCCAAGAUGAAAAAAUACCAUGUAAGCUAGUUAGCAGCGAUUUUUUUACGCAUGUGCAUAAAUAACACACAGCUGGUGUCCUGGGAUACAAAAAAGUUGUGUUAUUAUAGGCCGACCAAGACUGAUCUGUUUCCAUUCAAGACUUCACUCAAAAUGCUUUAAAAGUGACCUAGUUCUCAAACUCAUAGAGCAACAUGGGUGGUACUGUCUUGUUUCUGUCCUCGACGGUUUCUGUGCUGGGUGGAUUGGUAUUCGGUUAUGAACUGGGUAUCAUCUCAGGGGCUCUGCUUCAACUGCAAAAGGAAUUCCACCUCAGCUGUUUCCAACAGGAAGCUGCUGUGAGUGCCCUUCUCUUUGGAGCUCUUUCAGCCUCUCUGAUUGGUGGAGUCCUUAUUGACAGUUAUGACCGGAGGAAUUCCAUACUGUUCAGUAACCUGCUGGUACUGGGAGGCAGCUUGACGCUUGUAUUUUCCGGCUCUCUUGUUUCCUUGGUGGUUGGGCGGAUCACUGUUGGCUUUGCCAUGUCCAUUUCCUCCAUGUCCUGCUGUAUUUUUGUCUCGGAGAUGGUAAACUCCCAGCGCAGAGGGAUGCUGGUGUCUCUGUAUGAAGCUGGGGUCACAGUUGGCAUUCUCACAGCUUAUUCCCUGAAUUACGUUUUUGCUGACACCAAAGGCGGGUGGAAAUACAUGUUUGGAUUGGCCAUCGUGCCUUCUUUAAUUCAGUUCAUCUGUAUUCUCUUCCUUCCCCCCAGUUCUGUGACCCCCAAAAGUGUUAAAGUGGAUGAACCCGCCCACAGUAGACUUAUGCAAUUAACCGGAGUGGAAGAGUCGGAGGACCCUGUAACAUUGGUGGACACUGGGGAACAAUACAGCUUCUUGGAUCUCUUUCAGACUAAAGAUAACAUGAGGACCAGGACACUAAUUGGGUUGGGUCUUGUACUUUUUCAGCAGUUUACUGGCCAACCCAACGUGCUUUUCUAUGCUUCAACUAUCUUUCAUUCAGUGGGUUUUCAAAGCACUGCCUCAGCAGUUUUGGCCUCCGUUGGGCUCGGAAUUGUCAAGGUUGUGGCCACGUUGGUUGCCAUGAGCUGUGCAGACAGGGUUGGCCGGAGAGCGCUCCUGAUUGGCGGAUGCAUUGUGAUGUCGGUGUCGGUGACUACUAUUGGCCUUUUAAGCCAACAUGCUUUACUUCAUGUCAAGAAGACCUGCGAUACUGCUGAUCAUUUUAAAAGCAAUCUUUCUUCAAAGACUUCUCUUAGUGACCCCACAAGUUUAAAUAGUUCUUUUUAUCCCACUGUGAAUCUGAGCAUUAACAGCUUUAAAUGGGUGAGCAGUGGUGAGAAUAUCAGUGCUUUGAGUUUGGGGUCUCCAGAUGGCUCACAGCCUCAUGCUAUGUCUCCGGUUGCCCUUCUGGAAGCUCAGGUGGAGCCUGUAACUCCGAAGCUUGGCAUUGCUGGAGCUCAUGGGGUAUUAAACUGGAUCACCUUGUUAAGCAUGAUGGCAUUUGUAAGUGCUUAUUCGGUUGGCUUUGGACCAAUGACCUGGUUAGUACUGAGUGAGAUAUUCCCUGCUGGACUAAGAGGGAGAGCAUUUGCAUUCACCAACUGUUUCAACUGGGCAGCCAAUUUGAUUGUCACGUUAACUUUCCUGGAUGUAAUUGAUACAUUGAGUCUGUCUUGGACGUUCCUGUUGUAUGGAGCGAUCGCAGUAGCUGCUGUUGUGUUCAUUUACCUCUUGCUUCCUGAAACCAAAGGAAAGUCACUUGAGGAAAUAGACAAAGAGCUUUCUGGAAGAAGGUUGUAUCAAAGAGGAAUCUGUUGGAAGUGUUUUAGCAGGAAAGUAAUUUCUUCAGCAGGAUAUCAACGAGUUGAACUGACAUACUCAAUGGAGUAGAAGCCACAAGCUGGCUUUGGCUGAUUUUUACUCUGAGGUGAUGAAUAGAUACACAGUAUGGUCCUGUAGCUGUGAUCAGCAACUCACACACAGAGGAUUGAGACCAGCCUUACAUUUCUCAAAGGGCAGUGUUUUCACAAGAGAGCCCCCUACAUAACUGUUUUUGAUGUCUGUAUGUUUUGAAAUCUUUAAUAGUUCAUAAUAUGGUUUGGUUAGAAAUAAACUAUUCUGCAACAGUAA